Phlebotomus papatasi is the source of this 3021-nucleotide messenger RNA. RefSeq lists its product as uncharacterized. The transcript is spliced from 5 exons. Gene Ontology annotation, biological process: protein polyubiquitination; immune response; antigen processing and presentation of peptide antigen via MHC class II. Gene Ontology annotation, cellular component: cytoplasm; lysosome; late endosome membrane. The record is from RefSeq and is a predicted model, not a curated record. Lineage: Eukaryota; Metazoa; Arthropoda; Insecta; Diptera; Psychodidae. Gene Ontology annotation, molecular function: zinc ion binding; MHC protein binding; ubiquitin protein ligase activity. The coding region runs from base 470 to 2011 and encodes 513 amino acids.
AGUUGCUCGCAGUCGCUCGGGAUUGUUCGCGUCGUGGGAUUGACAAAUUUUCCCUCCACUCUCUGACGCCCUUUCCCAACUGCAACAGAGAAUUUUCCAACGAUGUGAAAAAGUCAGUCUCUCUUGCUAAUCCGUUGCGUUAAACCGUAGAAAAAUUAGCUAAAAAGGUGACAAAGAAAGGCGACUGUGACUUGCAGGAGAAAGUGAUGAAAAUGCCUGUGAAUAGAUUUACUUAACUGUUUUUCCAUUGUUUGUGCUUGUGCUGUUUAGGAAUUUUCACGCUUUUCCGUGGGCAUUUGCCCUCUUUGUGUCCUAAUUUGCCUGUCUAGUGACUGUGAACUGCCUCUUCGGUCAACGGUGGAAAAUGAAAUAGGUCCCGGACAGUGGGAAAAGGGGUAUUACUUUUUGUUUUGCGACGCAAAGAGCCUUUUUUCUAGAAGGGGCAUUCCUGCGGAAAAUUGAACCCAGAAUGAGGAGUGGAGACAGCACAAAGACUUCCUCCGACAUUGAGAAUGUGGAAUGGAGUGUGGGAACGGCCACUGGACACUUGCCAAAUGCUGUGAGAUUUGGAUCAUCGAGCAGUCAGGCAUCGCAGAGCAGUGGUGAUAUCUGUCGGAUCUGCCAUUGCGAAAGUGACCCAUUGAACCCACUUUUGACACCUUGUUAUUGCUCAGGGAGUCUCAAAUAUGUCCAUCAGGCGUGUCUUCAGCAAUGGCUCACAGCAUCCGAGACUAAUGCCUGUGAACUAUGCAAAUUUCCUUUUAUUAUGCACACCAAAAUUAAACCGUUCAAUGAGUGGCGCAGCCUAGACAUGUCUGGUGUUGAAAGACGUCGCCUGUUCUGUGCUGUACUCUUCCAUUGUGCUGCAGCGCUUUGUGUCAUCUGGUCCCUGUGCGUCCUCAUCGAAAGGGCAGCCGAGGAGGUCAAACGAGGCCUCAUUGGAUGGCCAUUCUGGACAAAACUGGUGGUGGUCACUGUUGGCCUGACGGGUGGAGUUGUCUUCAUGUACAUCCAAUGCAGACAGUAUUUGCACCUGUGCAAUCGCUGGAGAGCGAGAAACCGAAUUCUUCUGAUACAGAAUGCUCCGGAGAAAAUCCAUCAGAUCCAUUCGGGUUCUCCCAUAAUGUCUCAGCGUCCGUUUCCACGCAAUGGGAGUUCGUCCACGACGGGAAAUUAUGCUGCAGGUGCAGGUCCGGCUAAUCUGGGUCAGAUGUAUGCUCGACCACCGAGUCACGGGGAGAUUGUGGCCAAUAUUGAGAAUAAUCAUCUCAACUACGAUAGAGACUGGACACUGGACGACGUGAGUCAGAUGUCCUUCAAGCCAUGCCCUCAGGGAUCCGGCAGUAUGACUCCACUCGCCUUCCAUGACUCCGUUCAUAAUAUUUAUGAGCAGCAACCUGCUGUUCGGGGUUCGUCGUCAUCUGGGAAUGCCUCAAGUGGUCGAUCGAGUCAGGAACAUAUAAUUUCGGCCCCGGGAACUAGUCGUACGGGGGAUUUGUGUCUGUUUAAAUUGGGAAAUACUUCAUCAUCGGCUGUUUUUCUCGAAAAUCGAGACAUUCUCAAUGAUGGGGCAUAUCCUAAAGUGACCUGUCGUCACUCGAGUGUAGGCAUUAAUCCAUUGGAAGUGACUGAGAAUUUUGGGAGGGAUACAAGGCGAUUUUCAGAUACAAAACUCCUGCAACAGUCCACGGAUGUGGCUGUGGGAAAUGAUGCCAUUUUCAAUGUAACAAAUUUACUGGGGCCCUCAAUUCCUGCCAAAUGUGAGGCUACGCCCCAAAUAACAGACAUUAUCUUCGAGGCGGGUAGUAGUUUUGAUCCGUUAGAGCUCAAUAUUCAGGAAAUGCUGGAGCUAGAUAUUCAACAACAGAAGAAAUCACAAUUGUCUCUCAAUGCCAAUUCGGCCAAAGUGAAUCUGCUGGCGAAUGAGGUGACGGGCAGAAGUCGACCACUCUUCAAGUCUCUUCCAAAUUUGAGUGGAAGCAGUGAGAAUUUGCUCCAGAAACAAAAAUAAAAGUGAAUUAGAGGCUAAAAGGAGUGAGAGAAGCAAAGAGAUUUAGAAUUGCGGUGGCUUUGUAUUUAAAAGUCAACAGGCAUUUUCUGCCAGUUGUCUUCCAUAAAAUAUUAUUAAACUCCCAAAGAAAAAGGUGUCUUUUAGAUUUUCCUUUAAAAUUUUAGUACAGAUUUUCUGAAUACCCCGUCUGAAAAAAAAAUCUAAAAAUCCUUUACAUGACUUUUAAAUAUACAGAAAACUGCUUAAAAGAGUUUGAUGUUAAAGACAAAGUUGAACAAUAUAAAUCCAUCCUUGAGUAGAUGACAAGAAGAUGAGGCAAAAAAGAACUCUCUCAGGUGAGUCUGUGAAUUCCUAUUUGGGCAAACUCUCCGGAAGAAAUAAUAAAAAUUGCCAGUAUUUCCUCCAACAGCCAAAGGAACAUUCUUUAUUUAAAUCUCUCUAACUUCGUGUUCAAGAUAAUGUGCAAUUUUUUUUCAUAAUUAUUAUCUCUACGAAUUGGACAAAUUAUCCUGAGAGAGUUGAUAAAGUCUCAUUAGAAGAAAACAAUCCCAUCCUUGUGAGAAAAAUAAAAUCACAGUGAAAUGUAAGCGUAAAAGCUUAAGGUUUGACACAUUUUUGUAUAGGCUACUAAAAAUAGACAUUUGAAGAUGCAUAAGAAGAAAAAAAUAAUAAUGGAAAACAAUCCAAGACAGUGUUAGAUCCUAAAAAAAAUCAUUAUAAAUAGAAAACUAGUCAUAUAUUUUUUUUUUUGGAAAAGAAUUCUUGAUUAAGAGUAAAAAGUAAAUAUUGAAAGAAAAAAAACAUUACAUUUUCAGAAUUCAUAUUCUCUCUUUUUUUCUGUUAUAUAUUUAAGUUUAUUAUAUUCAUGUUUCAUUCAACAAAGAAAAACAUUACUUAGCAAUUUAUGGGACAAGAUUGUCCUCAAUUAUUUUCGAUAAUGUCGUCUUUUUUGCGAGAAUUUGUAAAAUAAAAAAAGAAAAAAAAUACAAGAGAAAAAAAAUGGAAAAAUA